Messenger RNA from Aureobasidium musti, 1359 nucleotides. NCBI's taxonomy places the organism in Eukaryota, Fungi, Ascomycota, Dothideomycetes, Dothideales, Saccotheciaceae. The record is from the annotation of a GenBank genome assembly.
AUGCCUCCCAAGAAAAGCAAGAAGGCAGUACACGCACCACCGCCUGAACCUGAGGUGCCCUCGACAGUCACUACUCCUCGGGGUAAGACCUUCGAUACGACAGCCGCAGCCGCGAGACCGAAGCGCGCCAUUGCGAUGCCCCCACCUGAUCCACCUAGUGCGAAGAGACCCAAGCACUCCAGCGUCGCAUCAACCUCUGAAGUCACACCCAAGAGACGUAGUCGUCCACCUAAGGCCUCGACUGUCACACCUGGGUCUGCCGCUAGACCUAAGGCCCCUUCUAGCUUUAGGGUUGGCGAAAGACAAAGCGCUAGACUGGCUUCUACUCCUGCCAGUGAGACAGAGUUGCCUCCAUUACGCUCAAGUCGUGUUACCAAAUCAACAAUUCCUCCCAAGCGUGGUAGAGGCAGACCACCAAAGAAGACCCAGCACGAAGCUGAAUCUGCCCCUAACGCCGAUGACCAAGCGGACGAUGACUACGACGACCCAACUCACGACGCCAACAUUACCGAGGCCACAACCAUCAUCCAAGCCGAUCGCAGCUAUUGGCUUAUGAAGGCCGAGCCAGAGUCUCGCAUCGAAAAGAACGCCAACGGCGACGACGUCGAUGUCAAGUUUACUAUUGACGAUCUUCGCUCUCGCACAGAGCCUGAACCAUGGGAGGGCAUCCGUAACGCGCAAGCCCAAAACAACAUGAAGGCCAUGAAAGUCGGCGAUCUUGCUUUCUUCUACGAGUCGAACUGCAAAAAGCCUGGCAUUGUCGGUAUUAUGGAGAUUGUCAAUGAAGCCAGCCCUGAUACCAACGCCUUUGAUAAGAGCAGCGCCUACUAUGACCCCAAGUCUGAUCCUGCAAAGCCCAAGUGGAUGCUCGUCCAUGUCGAGUUUCGUCGCAAGUUUGGCGAGAAGUUCACGCUGAAGGACCUUCAGAAAUUCUCUCAGCCUGGAGGUGCUCUUGCUGGAAUGGAAAUUUUCAAACAGUCACGCCUGUCUGUUACUAAAGUCACCAAGUCUCAGUGGGACUUUAUCAUGAGUCAGGUUGAUGAUGAGGAGGAGGACGACGUCGAGAUGGAAGAUUUCGAUGGUUCGAUGGUCGACGAAGGCACAGAAGUUGACGGCAACACAGACUUGGGCAAUGACUUCGCCGCUGCCUUUGAAGCUCCCGUUGACCUUCAUACUGCCGCCGAUGGAAAUCCUGACGGACAGUUACCAAACUCGACUGUCAGCGCUCCUCCCACCACUGCCAGAAGCGUGUCCCGUGGUCGCAGAAGCAGACCCAUAUCCGUUCCAGCUGGCCAGCCUGCCGUUUUGCACGAUGCUGCUCUGCCUGCUCAACACGAGAUCGAUGCACCUUCCAACUAG